CCAAGUUACAGCAGAACACAAAAUGAAGUUCUUACUUCUACUUGUGGUUGUCGGUCUUUGCUCUGCCCAAUACAAUCCAUAUCUUAAGUCUGGCAGAACUUCAAUUGUCCACUUGUUUGAAUGGCGCUGGGAUGACAUUGCUGCAGAAUGUGAGAGAUAUUUGGCACCCAAUGGAUUCGGAGGUGUCCAGGUCUCUCCUCCUAAUGACAAUUUGAUUAUUACCAGCCCAAAUAGACCAUGGUGGGAGAGAUACCAGCCAAUCAGCUACAAGCUGUGCUCUCGUUCUGGCUCCGAGCAGCAAUUCAGAGACAUGGUCACCAGGUGUAACAAUGUUGGGGUAAACAUCUACGUUGAUGCUAUCAUUAACCACAUGUGUGGAGCGGGAGGUGGCUCAGGCACCAGGUCCACGUGUGGAAGCAGCUACAAUACUGGUACCCAAAGUUUCCCUGCUGUACCAUACUCCAAUCUGGAUUUUAACGAUGGCAAGUGCACCACCUCAAGUAAAAACAUUGAGAACUACAAUGAUGUUAAUCAGGUGAGGAACUGUCGUCUUGUGAGCCUCCUGGACCUGGCAUUGGAGAAGGAUUAUGUUCGUGGAAAGAUUGCUGACUAUUUGAACAAUCUCAUUAGUAUUGGAGUGGCUGGAUUUAGACUUGAUGCUGCCAAGCACAUGUGGCCUGGGGACAUCCUGGCUAUUGUCAACAGACUGAGCAACCUGAACACUAAGUGGUUCGCCAGUGGAUCUCGUCCCUUUAUCUUCCAGGAGGUGAUUGAUCUCGGUGGAGAACCUAUUACUGCUAGCCAGUAUUAUGGAAAUGGAUGUGUAACAGAAUUUAAAUAUGGAGCCAAACUUGGAAAUGUUAUCCGCAAGUGGAAUGGAGAGAAGAUGUCAUAUCUAAAGAACUGGGGAGAAGGAUGGGGUUUCAUGCCCACUAACAGAGCCUUGGUGUUUGUAGACAACCAUGAUAACCAAAGAGGUCACGGUGCUGGAGGAGGCUCCAUCCUCACCUUUUUUGAUGCUCGCUUGUACAAAAUGGGAGUUGGCUUUAUGUUGGCACAUCCCUAUGGACUUACACGUGUGAUGUCAAGUUAUCGCUGGACAAGAAACUUUGUGAAUGGACAGGAUGCGAAUGACUGGAUUGGGCCACCUGCCAAUUCUGAUAUGUCAACUAAACCAGUCACAAUUAAUGCGGACGCUACUUGUGGCAAUGACUGGGUCUGUGAACAUAGAUGGCGUCAGAUUAAAAACAUGGUUAUCUUCCGUAACACAGUUAAUGGUCAAUCACUCACAAACUGGUGGGAUAACGGCGGAAACCAAAUUGCUUUUAGCCGUGGAAAUAGAGGAUACAUAAUCUUCAAUAAUGAGAGCUCGAAUAUGGAUGUCACUUUGAACACUGGACUUCCUGCUGGCACAUACUGUGAUGUCAUCUCAGGGCAGAAAGAAGGCACACGUUGUACUGGCACACAGAUAUCUGUUAGCAGCACUGGCUCAGCUCGUUUCACAAUCAGCAGUUCAGCUGCAGACCCAUUCAUUGCCAUCCAUGUCAAUGCCAAGUUGUAAAUAGUUGAUUAGUGACUAUCACUAA
Pseudophryne corroboree (corroboree frog) is the source of this 1586-nucleotide messenger RNA. Its product is annotated as pancreatic alpha-amylase-like. The record is from RefSeq and is a predicted model, not a curated record. NCBI's taxonomy places the organism in Eukaryota, Metazoa, Chordata, Amphibia, Anura, Myobatrachidae. The transcript has 10 exons. Gene Ontology annotation, molecular function: alpha-amylase activity; cation binding. Gene Ontology annotation, biological process: carbohydrate metabolic process. The coding region runs from base 23 to 1561 and encodes 512 amino acids.